Messenger RNA from Trifolium pratense (red clover), 1207 nucleotides. RefSeq names its product DNA damage-repair/toleration protein DRT102-like. Lineage: Eukaryota; Viridiplantae; Streptophyta; Magnoliopsida; Fabales; Fabaceae. Gene Ontology annotation, biological process: carbohydrate metabolic process. The record is from RefSeq and is a predicted model, not a curated record. The transcript has a single exon. Gene Ontology annotation, molecular function: isomerase activity. Bases 150 to 1058 code for a protein of 302 amino acids.
UGAACUCAUACUGAAAAUAAAUGUUUUUGUUUUUUUGGGUUUUUCAUAUGGGUUUAUUGAUGAGUUAGAGUUUGUCUACAUUCAUUGAAUCGAUUAUAGUUCAAACCAGAUUCCUUUUGAGUCUCUCUCUACUGCUUUUCAUCACUCUAAUGGCAGAUUCCAACAACCAUAUCAAAAUCAUCGCCGGAGCCGAUGAUUUCGGCACACCUCUCAAAGAUGCUUUGCUCUCUCACCUCCGUUCCCUCAACAUCCAAGUCGAAGAUCUCGGAACAUCCUCUUACUAUUCCGCCGGCGCUGAAGUUGGCCGCAGAGUCUCUCAAUCCAUAUCAUCUUCCUCCCCGGAGGUCCGUGGUCUCGUCGCUUGCGGCACCGGUGCUGGCGUCUCCAUUUUCGCCAACAAAUUCCCCGGCGUAUUUGCCACCACCUGUCUUACUCCCUCUGACGCUGUAAAUGCUCGAUCAAUCAACAAUUCAAACGUCCUCGCCGUCUCCGGCAAGUACACUUCAACUGAAACCGCAAUUGAGAUUGUUAACACAUGGCUGAACACGCCGUUCAAGUCUCCGUGUCCGGCAAAUGAUAACAAACCAUGGCCAGAGGAGAUUGAGAACUCUCUAGACAAGUCACUGGUUGAAAUGCCGGAAAUUGGAAAAGGUGAACCGGUUGACACGUGUGCGGUUUGUUGUUUGGUGAAGAACCGGGAAUUGAACCCGAUUGAUUUGAUUCCGGGAGGGUCAAUGAAGAUUGUUAGAGAGACUCCGACGUCGGCGUUCGUGAGGUUUAAAGCCGGGAGUGUGGAGCCGGCUCAUCAUCAUACGUUUGGACAUGAUUUGGUAGUGAUUGAAGGGAAGAAGAGUGUUUGGAAUUUGACGAAGGAAGAGAGAUAUGAUCUAACGGUUGGGGAUUACUUGUUUACUCCUGCUGGUGAUGUGCAUAGGGUGAAGUAUCAUGAAGAUACUGAGUUUUUCAUCAAGUGGGAUGGUCACUGGGAUAUGUUUUUUGAUGAGGACCUUGAAACUGGCAAAAUUGCAAUUGAUAAAGAAUUAGGGUUAGCCAAGUGAUUUUGUGAGUCAAUCUCAAACUAUAUCUACUCUUACAAAUCAUAUUGUGUUGUGUGUCCUCACUGUACUAUAUGAUGGUUGUUUCAUAUUUGUGUUGUGUGUUUUUGUGAAAUAAUAAUUAAUAAGCUCAAAUGUUUUUGUUGUGUCAA